Molecule: messenger RNA, 6289 nt
Organism: Pristis pectinata (smalltooth sawfish)
Lineage: Eukaryota; Metazoa; Chordata; Chondrichthyes; Rhinopristiformes; Pristidae
Product: EH domain-containing protein 4-like
Exons: 6
Coding region: 603-2204 (533 amino acids)
Biological process (GO): endocytosis; endosomal transport
Cellular component (GO): cytoplasm; plasma membrane
Molecular function (GO): GTP binding; protein binding; calcium ion binding
Source: RefSeq, a predicted model, not a curated record
UUUGGUCUCAGAGCGCGAGCGAGGAGUCCCUGCGCCUCAGUCUGAAGUGGAGCCGGAGGGAGGGAGUGAGGUGGCCGGAGUGUGAGGGACGAGAGGGGGUGAGGAGGACCCGGAGUGUGAGGGACGAGAGGGGGUGAGGAGGACCCGGAGUGUGAGGGACGAGAGGGGGUGAGGAGGACCCGGAGUGUGAGGGACGAGAGGGGGUGAGGCGGACCCGGAGUGUGAGGGACGAGAGGGGGUGAGGAGGACCCGGAGUGUGAGGGACGAGAGGGGGUGAGGAGGACCCGGAGUGUGAGGGACGAGAGGGGGUGAGGAGGACCUGGAGUGUGAGAGAGGGAGUGACCUGGUCUGGGAGAGAGGGACAGAGAGAAGGAGUGACCCGGAAUUUGAGAGAGAAAGAGGGAGGGAGGUAGUGAGUGAGAGAUCGAGUGAGGGACCCGGAGUCGAGAGACUGGGAUCGCACAGGUAUCCCGAGUGUGUGGGACUGGGAGCCGGAGUCUGAGAGAGGGGUGUCAGAGGGACCGGGACCGGAGUCACAGAGGGAGAGGCGGGGAGCCGGAGACUGAGCGGUGUGAAGGGGACCCGGAGUCCGGCCAAGCACCAUGUUCAGCUGGCUGUCCGGGCCUGAGGCCUGCGGGAAGGACUCGAUGGUGUUUGAGACGGUGUCCGACGGGCUGCGCUCCCUGUACCACAAGAGGCUCCAGCCCCUGGAGGAUUACUAUCAGUUCCAUCAGUUCCACUCGCCCUCUCUGGAGCAGGCUGACUUCGAGAACAAGCCCAUGGUGCUGCUUAUUGGGCAGUACUCGACUGGCAAGACCACCUUCAUCAGGUACCUCCUGGAACAGGAUUUUCCAGGGAUGAGAAUUGGACCUGAACCAACAACAGAUUCCUUCAUUGCUGUGAUGCAUGGAGAAGAAGAAGGCAUCAUUCCUGGCAAUGCACUUGUUGUAGAUCCCAAAAAACCCUUCCGUAAACUGAAUUCUUUUGGAAAUGCUUUCCUAAACCGGUUCAUGUGUGCUCAGCUGCCAAAUCAAGUGCUGCAAAGCAUUACUAUUAUUGACACACCUGGAAUCCUCUCCGGGGAAAAGCAACGCAUGAGCAGAGGAUACGACUUUUCAGAAGUCUUGCGAUGGUUUGCUGAAAGAGUUGAUCGCAUAAUCCUGCUGUUUGAUGCCCACAAGUUGGAUAUAUCUGAUGAGUUUUCAGAGGCUAUCAAAGCACUAAGAGGCCAAGAUGACAAAAUCAGAGUUGUUCUGAACAAAGCUGACCAAGUUGAUACACAGCAACUGAUGAGGGUGUAUGGUGCUUUGAUGUGGUCCCUUGGCAAAGUGAUUGACACCCCUGAGGUUGUUCGUGUCUACAUAGGAUCUUUCUGGUCGAAACCCCUCCAGAUUACAGAAAAUCGGAAGCUCUUUGAAAUGGAAGCAGAGGACCUCUUCAAGGAUAUUAAGACUUUACCUCGGAAUGCUGCACUACGUAAACUUAAUGACCUCAUCAAAAGAGCCAGGCUUGCAAAGGUUCAUGCCUACAUCAUCAGUUACUUAAAGAAAGAGAUGCCAGCUAUGUUUGGAAAAGAUGCCAAGAAAAGAGAAAUGAUAAGUAGACUUCCAGAGAUAUAUAUGAACCUCCAGCAGGAACAUAAUAUCUCUGCUGGUGAUUUUCCCAACGUAAACAAAAUGCAGGAAAUGCUGCAGUUAUAUGACUUCAGCAAAUUUCACAGCCUAAGACCCAAACUGCUGGAGGCAGUAGAUGAAAUGUUGGCCAAUCACAUUGCCCAACUAAUGAACUUGAUCCGGCGUGAAGAAGCAAGCCAGCCAGCACAGGAAGUGAUGGGUGGUGCGUUUGAUGGCAAUGUUAAUGGACCCUUUAAUGAAGGCUAUGGUGAAGGAGCUGAAGCAGGAAUAGAUGACAGUGAGUGGAUUGUGGCAAGGGAGAAGUCAAAAUAUGAUGAAAUUUUCUACAUGCUCUCACCAAUUAAUGGCAAAAUCAGUGGGAACAAUGCAAAGAAAGAAAUGGUCAAGUCUAAAUUGCCAAACACUGUCUUGGGGAAGAUCUGGAAACUGGCUGACUACGAUCGUGAUGGAAUGCUGGAUGAUGAGGAAUUUGCUCUGGCCUGUCACCUGAUUAGCAUAAAGCUUGAAGGUUAUGACUUGCCUGGUGAAUUACCAGUGCACCUCAUACCUCCAUCCCAAAGAAAGAAUUGAGUUUAUUUAGCAGUUUAGGCUGGAGACUAAUUGGUGAAGGGAUGGGAGAAAGAGCUGUUCAUUAAAUUCAAGGGAAGGAUGGAAAGAUGUGCAGGUUCUGCUUUUUUUUUAAAAAAAUCUAUUUUCUGUAUGUUGUAAAGCUAAGCUGGGCAUUUAAGCAUUUAUGUUAAGUCGGGUGCUUUUAACUGAGAUGUAAAAACUGGUGGUUCACAUUGCAAUUUCUAAAUCUUGCAUGUCCCCGGAGUGCAGGUUGUGUUAAAUUGAUACGAUGCUUCUCUAUAAUUUUGUUUCUGAAAUUUCCUGACUGAUUUCAGUUGUGCAGAGAUAUUUCUAUUCUUUGACUUGUGUAAGUCUGUUUUAUUUUUCCCCACUUGCCAUCUCACUGUUAUCUGGCUUGCUGGGAAAUCUGACAAGUUUGAUCUGGCUUAGUUACGUCCAAGACGGGAAGCUUUAAGCUCCUGAAAGACUGCCAGUGUGCACUGCCCCAUUGGGCCAAUGAUUGUCACAGGCUUCAUCUUUUGCAUAGAAGAAUUUAGUAGCUGCUAAUUGUUGGCAGCUGACUCUAAGUAAAACAUCUUGAUGGAGCCUUGCAAUGUAAGUUGGAAAUACAAGACAAUGUAGGCUACAAAGAAAAAUGCUAAAAAGAAAGAUGUGCUCAAAUGCCUCAUCACAUAUGACUGAUCUGUUAAAAGCAGAUGCCCUUCCUCAUUUUUCUUGUCAUUGCACUUCACAAUUGUUUUGGACAUUGCAAGUGAUCUGAUCUUGUGUUAAAGGAUGAUGCCCUAUGGGGACGUGCAAGCUCAUGGUAAGAAGGGUAAAUUUUGAGGUAUAUCUGUUAUUCAAAACAAUAACAGCAGAUUGCAUUUGUAGUGUGAUUUUAACACAGAGUUCUCAAAUUAGUUUCAAGAAGGAUAUAUUGUGAAAAAUAAGUUACACUUCUAAGUUGAAAUUGACAGUGCAGGUAUGAAACACCAGAUAAUGUAACCGGGGAAAUGAUGUAUGCUGAUAAAUUUGAAGUUGUAUCAUAUGAUGGCUUUCCUGAAAAGUAGCUUGAUCUGUGUGAUCACACAUGCAUUCUUUGCUCGUAUUUGGAAUAACUGUCCUGAAAAUCCAAAUUAACCUGGAAAAUCUUUUAUUGACUUUAUUGGCUAAUUGAUCUUUAUUGGAUAAGCUCAGUGCUUCGGGAGGGUGAAGAAUAUUUAUGAAACUAUGUUGCCUUUUGAAACAUAUCAAAAUCAAUGUAUCAAUUGUGUGAUGAAAAACUAACUUGAAAUGUUGGCAUGUUGACUUUUUUAUAAAAUUGUCAACUGAAUACGGAAUAUAUAUAUAUAUGUUUGUGCUACUAACAUUUCUCUAUCACUAUUAUUUCGGUGCACAUUUGAAUAAUGUACAGAAUCAGUCAAGUGUAAAUUUGUUUCUUGAUCUUCUGUACUUUCUUAACAGGGUGAAGUUCUGAAGAUCGUAAUUUGAGAGCUGAUUAUUUUGGUUAAUAUUCUUUUGCAAACCUCCUCGCAUCCAGGAAUUUUAGGAAGAGUUCAAUUUUUAAACUCAGCAGGCUUCAGUGCAGUACAGGGAAAAACCUGAUUUAGGUUAGUUUUAUUCAGUACUGAUGAUAUGAAUGCAAGUUUUCGCAGAAACUUUGUUUCAAUUUAUGAAGUAUAAAUGACUUAAGCAUAUUUCUAUUUUCAUAGACCUAUUAAAGUUUCAGGACAAUAUAUAAAAUACUGAACAUGGAAACUGUGCUGGCAUUACCACUAAAUUGUCAGUAAAAUCUUAGAAGAUGUUGAUUGGAACACCCCUAGAAUUGAUGCACCUUUUUCACCUUGGCAUCCUUAAAGCUAUGACUGGGAGAAGCCAGCUGAUUACAGCUGUAGAAAGAGGAUUUGAGCUGUUGCAAAUGACCUCACACAGCUAGUGAAAAGCAAAGCAUCCAUGUUCCCACAGAUCUGACUCCUAAACUUAUUAUACCUGGAUCCAAAGCUUUGUUUCUUGGCAGUAUUAGUAAUUUGUGGCAAAGCUGCAAACCUGCCUGUUUCCUUAACUGGGGGUGUCUAAAUUAUAAGUGGGAUACAUUAAAUGUAAUUCAUGACAUUUGUCUGCCUGUGUAUUCCAAAAGUUGUUUUUGUUUUGGAUUUUUUUUAACUAGAAUUUCACUCUAUAUUGCAACUGUGUCAACUAGCAUCACUGUCCACAAAAGAAGUGUAAUUGCUGUGUGAACUACCCCAGCCAUUCAGAAUGAUUCCAUUCACUAGUUAUAAAGAGUGUGCAUUUCUGUUGUAUAAUUGCCAAUCAUUUUAAAUGUCUGUUCCAAACAGCACACUGUAAUAGCUUGGAGCUGAAAUGUUACACCCUUAUUAAAAUGAGGACAUUAAGAGGACUUUUGGCAAAGAGUAAACUGAGUCAAAUGGUGACUGCCACUUGCAGGCUGUUUAAUAAAAUGUUACCUGCAUUACCUGAAUGUCCUGUAGAUGUUUUCUGGACAGUGUUACAAGCAUUAGUUGUCUUUAAAGACACUGUGUUUGUAUAUUACUUGAUUAAUGCAUUUCUAGUUAGAAGAAUAGCAGCCAUGAAUCCAAAGAAUUGAAUAUACAUUUAAAAACAAAUUCUGGGAAAUAACAGGAGAUUGCAUUGAAUUUUCAGUAUAGGUCCCCCUGUAUCUGAAGACAAUUGGAAUGGAAUCUAUUUCAAAUCCUGGCUGAGAACACAGAGCUCUGGGUCUUGAUUAUUCCUGAUCUUUAACAGGCUAGAUGCUGACAUUGUUCAAGCUAUUCUUUUGAUCCAUUUUCCAAAGUGAAGAAAUGAAUAAGGUUUUUAAAUAAUCUUUGUAUGCUUUCCAUGAAAAUAUAAUUUUGACUGGAAAAUAUUCUAUAUUAAUGGAAUAGAUCCAUUCUACAAUGAGCCAGCAUCUUUAAUAUUGUAGUUUUCCUUCCAAUUAUACAAGAUAUUUCAUAGUUUCUUUCAGUAUAAUACUGUGAAAUAGUACCUUCUGCAAUGUGGAUGUUGGUGGUGUGGAGGCUGUAAGAAUGUUGGUUGUGAGGUUUCAAAUGAAGAAUGAGCCUGAGGUGGGCGGUUCAUUGAAUUUCCAAGUUCAACUGUCCUUGCUGUCCAUUGAAAGUCGCCGCUAUAAAACAAAGCCUCCUCUGUCAAUGUAGUUUUGUAACUUAAGAGUAUGUCACUAGAUAAUUUUGGAGCAAAACUUGCUAUAGAUAUGAUGGGAUAUGGGGGUUAACCUCAGUGACUGUGGUUGUUAAUUUAUAAUCUUGUGUCAGAUAUCAAUAAGAAAAUAAAUGUGCUACUGUUGAUGAGAUAAGAAUAAGCUCUUGAAUAUAGUAAUAAAUAAAACCACAUUUUUUCUUUAGAAAGUACAUGAAAUUAUACUAGGAGGGCUGUAGCAAAGCAAAAAAUGAACAGUAUACAGACAUCAAAGCUGUUUGGAUACCUAGUUUUAAGUAUGUUUUAGUAACAUUUGCUGCUUCUGUAUUUUUGUUGCCUGUACAGGUGAUGUUCCUGGCAAUGCCCCUUACUUUAACAUUCUCAAAUUUAUAUUAAUUUAUGUGCCAUAUAAUGGGUUGUCCAUCAUUAAUAUUGCCUGCAAAUUCAAAGAAUACUUGAAGAUUUGCAUUAUUAGGGAUUUCACUUGAUACCCUAGUACAUCUCUAUUUAAAAUACUGUUGCAUUUGUUUAUAUUGUUAAUUACUUUUGUUUUCAGCAUUUUAUCUAAACCUUAAGUAUCCUCCUGCAUGUUCUACCUCAAAAAAUGUCCUCUUUGCAUCACACCAGUUGCUUGAGUCUGUAUUUUAUCAGAAGAUUUUCAUGCCACUAUAUUUUGUUUAGAUCGAAUAGAGCUUGUCUUCCUGCUUGAGAUGGUGUAGUUCACCAACUUGUUUUAAUGGAUGCUGUCAUUUUGAUUUUUUUUCAGGGACCAUCACAGUGAUUAAAUUCAAUUAUUUUUUAUGUAUUGUUCCUUGAGACUAAUCCAAAGGUCUGAAUGUACCAUAAAACUAAGUUUUCUAUUUUAGUGCCAUAUUUUUUAGAUAAGUUUGCAUUUCUAUAAAAUGUAAAUGAUUAAAUUAUCUUUAAUACAA